GCAUGUUAAAUGAGUGUUAGAUGGCUUUUACAUUUAAGUAUAGCAGAAAAUUAAUUUUGCCAGAAAUUUCAACAGUUUUCCCCUAAUCACCAAGGUUUUCCAUAUCCAAAGCAGCAAAAGAAAUGCAAUACACAAACCCAUUUUUCAGUUCCAAGUUUUUGCAUCAAGCUUGUAACAUAUUAUGGGGACUGGUGAAAUUGAUCAAUAUAGAACACAACAAAUAGGUUUAUUGAUUUUCAGAAAAAUUAAUUUUAUGCCUACAAAGGUCUAUGGUGCAUUGUCUGCCAUCAUUGUUAUAUAUAUAUAUAUAUAUAUAUAUAAUAAGUUGGUUGUAAAGAUGUGCAGAACAACGUUUAUACUUUGAGCAGAACACGGUGUGAAAUUGCAAGUGAACAAUGAAAACUUUGAAAUUAGACUUAACAUUCCAUCUCAGACUAACCAACAAAGUAACACAUGUCAUCCGUAUUAAAUUGUGAUCCUGGAAGUGGUUGGAAGCAAAGCUGUAAUGAUUCCUUUUUGUGAGGACAAAUUGUUGAUACAUCUCCAUUGCACUGUAUUGGUCAAGUUGUCUGGUUUUAAAAUAAGUGUAUUUUAUAAUUUGUUUAUCUGUUUUGAAUAUGUAAAAUGUGUAAUGGAAAAUUUGAUAAAUAAUUUCUGUAUUCAGAUGUUAUUUAUUUCUUUUUUAUAAGGAUUAUGAUAUAUACAAAAAUCAAAGACAACACAUUAAAAUGGGAACAUUUAAACUGGAAUGAUAUAAAACCAUUUUCUUUCAAGGGGUAAAACAUCUGCAAACUUGCAGCAACAGCGGCAUUUCUGUGACUCAUUGAAAGGUGAAAAAUUAUACAAAAUACAUGAAUUAUGAUUACAGAAGCAAGGGCCAAGUGUAGCAUAUUAUAAAUUACUUGAUCUGUUAUAUGCCGUCAUAUAUUUAGAAGAGCUAAACACAACUUAUUUUUAAGAAAUGUGACACAGUGAUGAAAUGCUCUAGCUUUGCUUAGUAAAUUCAUUAACGACAUAACAUAUAACAAAACAAAGGUUUGAUCAACAUGUCGAGUAGGCAUGGCCAUUGUUUCAUUGAAUUAGAAUGUAACUAGAUCCUUACUACUAAAGCUACAAUUUAACUAAGGUAGAAUAGAUUCAAUUUCUGAAAAUCAUUAUUGUACAUUAUAGCACAGAUCAAGAAGAACUGUAAAAAGCAAAUUGCAUGAUUUAAUGCAAUUUCAGGUCAUGUAUGAAUGCAUUCCAAUUGUUGCUGCUCAUUAUCCAUGGACUUCUUUAGAAGCUUGAGUUAUUUACAUUACCAAAAAAGUAAGCAUACCUGCAUUAGGUCACAGUGAAUUUAUUUGCAUUUUCAUACUACACAGAUUAGCCAUCUAAUUUGCAGAUUUUUAUAAUAUUCUCAGAGGAAAACCAUCUGAGUUAAUUUUAUGGUCAAAAUAGGGUAUUUUCAAGUCAUGCCAUCUACACCAAUGUGACCUUGAAAACAAACAAGAGUGAAGAAGGAUAUUAUCGGAGGAACUCCUCUGAAAAUUUCUCUCAUUUAACAUUCACUUACGGUUUUGAAUCUGUCCUGGAACAUUUGGUGUAUAUUUUUUUACAGUUCUAAUGUUCUGUACUGAAUGUAACAGUUCAAGAACCGUUUUGGGGAAGUCCUUCAGAAUAUCUUAGAAAAGAUUAAGAACAUUUUUCAAUAAAAGAGAAAAAUAUAUGUUCUAGAACAGAUUGAAAACCAUAAGUGAGUAUUGAGAAUUUUCGCAGAGCAAUGAACUUUCACUUUCAUAAAACAUUAUUGUAAAGAGAAACUUUCUAUUAGGGAUAAAAUUAGAUACAAUUAAUUUUAUGGGAUGUUCAGAUACAAGAACCUUUUUUCAGUGGAAAAGUACUAUCUGACUUUAUACAAGUGAGUGUGAAAGAUUUUUUUUUUAUUUUCAUAUUUUUGUUUUCAUUUUCUCUUUAUUUUCCUUCAGCAUAUCAGACUGCUUAUUUGAGUCAUGCCAUUGUGAAAUUUUCAAAUUGAUGAGACAUUAAUUUUUUUUUCCAUUUUUUUUUUCUGGGGUACCAGUUUCUUCCUUUGUUCAAUAUCUGAAAAGAGGAAGGGGAUUGGAAGUUGGGAGGAGUUCUCUCACCUGUUUGAACUUUAUGGUAGUGACUCGAUCUUUGCAAUGGGGGAAAAUUGUGAAUUUUACGGAUACUGUAUUUUUUUUUUAAGUCAUAAUUUCUUACAAUAAGUGGUUGCACCAAAGUUGAAAACCAGACCACCUUAUAGUUCUGUUUAUAGUUCUGCAUUAAAAGCACCGCCAAUGUUAUACGAAAGACUUCUCAUCCAACAUUAUUAUUGUCCAAACCUUUUUUACUCCGAAGCACGAAUUUUUUGCUCCACGUUUUUCCGUGUUUUAAAAAUGAAUCUGAGAGCCCACUGUGACCCACUCCUAGAAAAAAAAGCAUGAAAUAAAUACAUUGCUAACGCUUCUUAAUGCCAUGUGCACAAAUGUAAAUAAAUGAAAAUAAAAUGUAGAAGCAGAUGAGUAAAUUCUUUUCUAUUAAUUCUCAACUGAUGAAGAAAUUUUGGUAUUAAGUAGACUGCGGGAUGUCUUGCUUGUAGCGCUACCUACAAAUUUUGACCAAUGCAGAAGACUUCCGGGUUAGCAGCUGACUCGUACUACUCGAACUGCAGUGUAAGACUUGCGGUUGAGUGGGAAAUUUUGAUUACUGUGUAAAAGUAAGAUGAAGCACUUCAACACAGCACUACCCAAGUGGAAGUGAUCGUCAAUCAUUUUAGGUUAAAACCAGUGAGAUAUGAUGUUGUAAAGUUUUGGCAUGUAACUUGAAAGUUGGAGUUUCCAGCAAAGUGGUCAAAAUGAUGGCAAAUAACCAAGGGGAUGGUACCCCAGAUUUUGAUAGUCCUGGCCGCAUGUUGAGCCAAGCUGCCAUAUAUGAUAACUCAGACCUUAUGAACUGCCUGCUUCAAGGUGAAGAAGCCCAGCAUAUUAACAUCCAGGACAACUUUGGUAGAACUGCUCUUCAUACAGCUGUAACCAAUAACAGUUUCAAUUGUUUCAAAAUUCUGAUAGAAAGAGGAGCUGAUCCAAACAUAGCAUGCAGUGAAAAAUUUGGCUGUAUGACUCCUCUCCACCAAGCCGCCCUUGAUGGAAAAACAGAUUUCCUGAGGAUCCUGCUAGAACAUGGAGCGGACAUUGAGAAGGAAGAUGCCAGUGGUGACACGCCUCUUUCUUUGGCUCAUGUCAAUAACAAUACAGAAUGUAUCCAGCUGCUGAAUCUGGAAGCAGAAAGAAGAAGAGAGAGAAAACAGGAGGAAUUUCAGACUUUGCUGAAGUAUUGCCAAGAUGGAGAUGUGAAUAAAACAAAUGAGAUUUUGAAUAAGCUGGGUGAAAAUCUUAAAUCAUUUCAAAGGUUCAGCACACCUGAUUCUCAUACUCUGUUAUACAGUGCAUGCAUGAGUGGCAAUCCUCAGAUGGUAGAACUAAUGCUAUCCCAUGGUGCUGAAGCUGAACUUGACCCCGUUGCAAGAGCCACUCCUCUCCAUGCUGCAUGUCAAAUUGGGAGCAGGGAUAUUGCUAAACUUUUGUUAGAGCACUUCCCCAGUCUAGUAGGUGUACCUUCAAGUGAUGGUUCAUUGCCCAUUCACAAGGCUUCAGAAGUAGGCAGUGCCACUUUGGUGUCACUCCUUUUACAUUUUAAUUAUCCUGAGGACUGUUUGGUAGAAAUGGAAGCUGGUGACAAGGUCUACAAAGCAGCCUUUAAUAUCAAUGCCAAUGAUCUGCAGCAGCAAACUCCUCUUUACGUGGCCACAAAUAACAAGCAUUUUAAAACUGUGCAGAAGCUGCUGAAGUAUAGAGUUAAGUACUACACUAGGACAAGAAGUGACAGCAGUGGAAUCUUCGGAAGUGAUGGCACUAUGAGAGAAGAAGAUUUGACUGGAUCACAAGAAGGUGCAGGCGAUGAUGAGACAGUGGAAGAAGAAUUCUGUCCAGUGAUACUUGAUAUCUUCAAUAAAAAUGGUGAAUGUGCAUUGCAUUGUGCAGUCAGGAAUGGUUCAUAUGAUAUCAUCAGCUUAUUGCUAGCAGCAGGUGCAGAUAUCAAUAUUCAAACCAAAAAUGAUGAAAAACUCACAGCUUUAAUUCUUGCUUCUGAGAAUGUUAAUAUUCGUGUGCUGGACCUUCUUCUUAAACAUGGUGCCCAAGACUUUGACAACAAAGCUCUCUUUUCCAACAUCAUUUCAAAUCAAGACAAAAUGGUGUCUGCAUUGCUGAAACAUCGAAGUCAUCCAGACACAGAAUACCAUGUUAACAAACUGGCAGCAAUGCAGUUUGUUUGCAAAGAAGACAGUGAUUUGUUGUAUUAUCGCAGCAUGGACUCUCAGUCCAGUGUCAGCAUUCCCAAUGUGUCUGUGGCAAUAGAUUGGCAUGAUUUGGAGAUCAUUAGAGAAAUCAAAGAAACCUGGUUGCUCAGCACAUCAUAUUUCCACAAUCCACGCCUGACCUUCACCCAGAAACAAGUGGCAUUAUUUGCUAUCAGCAGAAUUGAUGUUUCUAAGAACGAUCUUGACUCCCUGCCACCUGUGAUAUUCCAACUCCAGUCUCUGAGAAUCCUCAAUGUCUCACACAACAGAUUGAGUAAACUUGUGUCCACCAUAGUCUCCAAGCCACUUCAAGAACCUUGGCAGUGUCCUCAUCUGUGUGAAAUCCAUUUGCAUAACAAUAAUUUAGUUGAGUUACCUGUACAACUAUUUUCAUUGCCAGAAUUAACCAAAUUGGAUGUGGCUUACAACAACCUAGAAAACCUUCCAGUGGAGAUAUGGAGUGCCCCCAAGCUAAGUGAACUGAAUCUGGCCCACAACAAAUUGAAAAGUUUACCCAGGAAGGUGCCUGAGGACAUGAGUAGUUCCACAUAUGUAGAAAGUUUUGCAGUAGAUGCUGGACACCAGAUGGAUGUUGAUAUUUCAGAAACCACUGCUCCUGAAGAGGAAAAUGGAGAGAAGAAGUGGUACAAAGAGAUUCAUGUCAACCAUUCCAACCUCUGGUCUACAACUGUGCACUUUGAUGAUAUUGAGGACAUCACUGACUCCAGGUCCAGAAAGAAUUCUCAAUUAAGGGAUUUGAACCUUUCAGGUAACCUUUUUGCAAAGUGCCCUGAAGUUUUACCUUGUCUAGCACCAGCUCUUCAAAAGUUGAAUUUAUCUCGGAACCAAAUCAGAGAAAUGGCCCCACCAGGACAGUUUCCUGCAACUUUACGAUGGCUGGAUAUGUCUAACAAUCAUAUAGCAAAGAUUCAGGAGAAAGAAGAAACCACCCCAAUGUCAGACAUGUCUGAAUGUUACAGCAGACCAGGACAGUCUUUGGGAAUAUCAAAGAACCGGGCCCGUGCAGCUUCUACAGUGAGCACUAUAAGCAAUUCCAACUACUGUAUUCACCAGAGACAUGACAAGCUGGACUCUCUUAAGACACUUAUUCUUGCUGGAAACUUCAUAUCUAAGGUUACUUUGGUGGCUGAAAAAGAGGAAAAUCAAGAAGCUGACAGUGAAGGACAGCCAACCUCUCAGGAAGCCCCUAAAGUGCGGUAUAUUCCCAAAUUUCCCAACCUAAGUCAACUUGACCUGAGUUCCAACAAAAUCAUAGAUGUGCCCAAGUCCUUGUCCUCUAUGAUGCAGCUGACAGCUCUCAACCUGAGGCACAACAGUAUCAGAGAGUUACCACCACAACUUGGACGUCUCAAGAAACUUUGGAACUUAGAUUUAAAGGAAAAUGUACUAGUUGGUCCCCUGCAAGUUAUGGUGGAACAAAAAAUCAGAACUGCAGACAUCAUCGGGUUCCUUGGCUCCAUCUUGGAUGAUGCCAAACCAUAUGCACGCAUGAAACUAAUGUUUGUUGGCACUGAGAAGAUUGGAAAGACAACUUUGCUCAAUUGCUUGAGAAAUGAGGUUAGGCCAGUGUUUGCUGCAAAAGAGCCACCACCAAAGCACUGGAGCACAAGGGUGAGUAGGACAGGAGUGACAUCUAUGUACAAAGAUGCCAAGGGGGAAUUCGUGGCAACUGUGGGAGUUGAUAUAGGGGACCUCACCAUUGACAGAAAUGGAAAGAAAGUGUCAUUCAAAACAUGGGAUUUUGGUGGACAGAAAGAAUACUAUGCCACCCACCAGUACUUUCUCACCAGACGCUCUCUGUACUUGGUCUUGUGGAAAAUUACAGAUGGAGAGAAAGGUGUCAGUGAAAUUAAGAGAUGGCUUAUCAACAUACAGGCCCGUGCUCCAGGAGCACCUGUGAUCAUAAUUGGGACUCACCUGGAUGAGCUGAAGAGCAGAAGAUUUCCUCAUAAUUUCCUGCCAGACUUGACCAGGCUCAUUGACAACCAGUUUGUGAACAUAUGUGAGCCUGAAAAGUCUGGAUUGCCCCAAGUGAAAGCGAGGAUAGAAGUCAGCUGUAAGAAAAGAGAUUCUAUCAAGAAAUUGGUUGAUUUGAUACAUGAGAAAGUGUUUGAAUUGGCUGAUGCAGGUAGUAGAUCUAACAAACUUCUGGAGCAGAAGAUCCCUGCCAAAUAUUUGGAGCUUGAGGAUGUGGUGAGAGCUCUUGCAGAGGAGAGGGAGAGACAAGAUAAAGACCCAGUGCUGCAUGCAGAUCAGUACAAAACACUUGUAAUGCUGAAAAUGGAAGAGAUGUUCAAGCAUUCCUUCCGUGAUCUUCAGGAGCUGAAUCAAGCCACUCAUUUCCUACAUGACAAUGGUGUAUUGCUUCACUACAAUGAUGUUUCUCUUCGGGAUAUGUACUUUCUUGAUCCCCAGUGGCUGUGUGAUAUGUUGGCCCAUGUGGUCACUGUCAGGGAGAUAAACAGUCUGGCUAAGUUUGGUGUUAUGCAAACAGAUGAUCUUCAGAUUUUGUUCAGAAACUCUGCAUUCAGACCUGAAGACAUUAAGGAAUACAUCAUUGGUCUGCUAAACAAAUUUGAGGUGGCUCUGCUUUGGGAUGAUAAACAUCUUCUGAUCCCUUCUUUACUACCAACAGAAGAAGAAUUGAAAAAUGACAUAUGUGAUGUUAAGAUACCUAUGAGGCUUCCAAUAACAGAGAACAGAAAGUCAACUCUCAUACCUACCAAGAAGCCUACAGACAGACGCUCAUCCUUAGUUCCCCCAGUGCUGCCCCGUGAGAUCUAUGCAGGGAAAUCUACCUUCUAUGCACCCUCUGGUGAUGAAAACAGGGCAGAAAUGAAUCCAAAGUUUGAGCAGAAGACUGAUCAACAGGAGACUGAGCCAGUAAUGGAAAGGAAAAGCUCCACAGGGAUGCUUACACCAUCCAGCAUUCUCACUUACACUUCCAGCCCUACAAGUUCACUGCGGAGGCUGUAUCUUAUGACCUACUUUCCCAGUGGAUUUUGGCCACGCCUUAUCACCAGGUUGCUAGGAGACAGAUCUUUGUACAACAUUGUAUGUGACAUGUACAAGAUUCCAGAUGUGUUGAGGUCUGAUCCAGCAGUAAAUAAUUUGAAGGGGCAUGCUGAAUGGAGUUGUUGGCAAACAGGUCUGGAGCUCCACCUUGUCACCACUCUCCUGCGUGUUAAAGAAGUUGAUGCAGAAAAGCCAUUCACACUUUGUGACUACAGAAAGUGUUUUCUAAAAUGGGAGAGUGAAAACAACAUGUGGAAGGAUCUGAAUGUGACCAGCAUGUCCAUUCUUGAAAUUUUCCUUCCCAAUGAUGUCAUAGUUGUGAAAACUGAAAGUGACAGCUAUGAUCUGCCAUGCAACCCUAAGGCUGCUGCCAAAAUGCUGUCAAAGAUUGUUGAUCAUAUUGAUAUGCUGCUAGAAGACUGGUAUCCUGACCUAGGUGUGAGAUUUGUGCAUACAUCUGAGGGCACCUACCUUGUUACGAGGAUAGUCCCUUGCCCAUUAUGUGUGAUGGACCAGGCUCAGCAGCAGGCCUCCAGUACAGAGCAUGGACAGUUUUUAUGGUCAAUGGUUGGACUGACCCGGCCAAUGGGAACUAAACCACUAGAACCAGAGGCUGUGGUCACAGAUGAAGUGAAUGUGCCCCUUGGACAGCAGAAACAGAGUCAAGAGGGUGUUAUCUAUUGCUACAUGGCUGAGCACCUUACACAGCUGAUUCAGCACAGCAAACCAAUCAAGUGUCCAUCUCAUGAUGUGCUGGUCAGUAUGGAUGCAGCUGUCCAAGACAAAGUGGCCCAUAUUGCUCCUGACUUGGUGAGUGACAUGCUGUAUGUAUCUGUAGUAACAGUUUGGGUCUUAAGAAAUGGUAAUGUAAUAUGUAUAUGCCUGUCAUCAGGCUCAGUGGAUCUUGAUAUCCAUAUGAAAAUCAGUCCUUCAGGAAUGGAAGCAGUCAAAUCAUCAGCCAUCUCCUCCAGUAGUCAGAAGACACCAAGUCCAGAGGACACUCAGCCAGACAGGGAAGCCUUACCCUCAGUGACAGGUGAUGGGAGUGACACAGACCAGAUCACUGGUAUAUCACCUCAUCUGGAUGAGGCAAGAAAGGUCAUUUCUGAGAAAGGGAACUUAAAAAAUUCUGAUGAACCAACUACCUCAGCUGAAGUACCUCUUUCAGAACUUACCACCCCCCUGUGUGAAGCUAGAGACGUACACCUCAUGAAAAUGAAUGAGGCUAUAAUGUCCUUGGUUACAAAAUUUGAAGAUAUUGGAAAAGCUAUGGAAUACAUGAAAGAUUAUCGUGCAAUGAUUUAUGAUACAAAGCGCCAGUGUUUUAUCCUUCGCUUGGUUUGUCCAUCAGUGCACUCAUUGGACCAGCUGUGGCAAAGUUAUCGCCGCGGUGAGCUACAGGCUGCUGUAGAGGAAAGUUUUGUCGGCAUGAAGACCCUUGAGGAUUUGGGCCUGAGCCGCAGCGACAUUAAUCUGUGGGUUGAAAUGGAUGAAGAUGAUUACAAUGAAUCAAUGAUUUACGAAGACUUGAAGAUGACAGUACGUAAAGGUCCAUAUGGCAGUGCAGAGCAGACUAUAUACAGCAUACGUCAAGCCCUGAUGGCAGCUUUCACUCUACGUAAAGAAGACAUUCUGAUCAAAUGGUGGGACUAUGGCAGCCCUGGGUAUUGGGCUGUCAUAUGUUAUGGCAUACAACCUCAUCAUGUGGGUCACAUUGAAGACAAUAUCCAGGAUUUACCCAAAGAUGACCUCCGUGAACUGGGGGUGAUGACCAUCAACAUCGGCUCACAAACUUUAAGAUUGACAGGUGAAGAUGUUCCUCAAGAACUUGGGGCUUGGAAUGUAGAGAAGGGAGACAUUGGGAGCGAGUAUUCAGCUUCAGAAUCUGGCUACCACACUGGGUCACGCCUCACAACAGAAUUAGACGCUGACAGCACCUGUAUUGGAGACUACGAAGCUGAUGAGGGUGUGAAUUUUUAUUUAGAGCAACCAAGACAAGACUCUCUUCCAAUAACAAGUCACCGGGAACAGAUAGUGAGCCAAAUCCAAGAUAAUGUGGUGACAUUCAUCACCGGAGAGACGGGGUCCGGGAAGUCAACACAGGUGCCCCAGUACAUCCUGGCUGACUGUGUGAAAAGAAGAAUGAAAAAAGUAAGAAUUCUUGUCGCAGAGCCAAGACAGCUGGCUGCUGUGACGCUAGCGGAACGUGUAUCCAAGGAACAGGGUGAUCCAAAUGUUGGCUGCACAGUAGGGUACAGUGCAGGGGACAAGAGAGAGAUCUCCAAGGAUACAAAAAUAACAUUUGUUACUACUGGAGCUCUACUAGAGCCACUCAUUCCAUGCUUUUUCUCUGUGAAACAUGCAGAGUCGGACAACUAG
This is a messenger RNA of Lingula anatina, 9775 nucleotides long. Its product is annotated as leucine-rich repeat serine/threonine-protein kinase 1. Gene Ontology annotation, molecular function: ATP binding; protein binding; protein kinase activity. NCBI's taxonomy places the organism in Eukaryota, Metazoa, Brachiopoda, Lingulata, Lingulida, Lingulidae. The record is from RefSeq and is a predicted model, not a curated record. Gene Ontology annotation, biological process: protein phosphorylation.